UAAGGAGUUGCACUGCACUGAUCUUCAGUAAAUCUAUUCCGGCCGGCUGUGGGAUUACUGGCGCGCAUAGCCUCCCUCGGUGUAAGGCACUGACUGGAGUGAGGAUGUCUCGAUCGGAAGAAGUGAACCGGCUCACCGAAAAUGUCUACAAGACGAUUAUGGAACAAUUUAACCCUUGCCUUAGAAACUUCAUUUCCAUGGGGAAGAACUACGAGAAGGCUUUGGCAAGUGUAACGUUUGCAGCAAAAGGCUACUUUGAUGCCCUGGUUAAAAUGGGAGAAUUGGCCAGUGAGAGCCAAGGCUCAAAAGAACUUGGGGAUGUUCUCUUUCAAAUGGCAGAAGUUCAUAGACAGAUCCAGAACCAGUUAGAAGAAAUGCUGAAAUCUUUGCAUAAUGAACUGCUCACACAGCUUGAACAAAAGGUGGAGCUGGAUUCCAGGUAUCUAAAUGCUGCACUGAAAAAAUACCAGGUUGAACAUAAAAACAAAGGAGAAGCCCUGGAGAAAUGUCAGAUAGAGCUGAAGAAACUAAGAAAAAAGAGCCAGGGGAGCAAGAACCCCCAAAAGUAUUCAGACAAAGAAAUGCAGUAUAUUGAAGCAAUCAGCAGCAAACAGGGUGAGCUGGAAAGCCAUAUCUCCGAUGGGUUCAAAACAGCACUUACUGAAGAGAGGAGGAGGUACUGCUUCCUUGUUGAGAAACAGUGUGCAGUGGCAAAGAACUCAGCCACCUACUACAACAAGGGUAAAGACCUUCUCGCUCAGAAGAUACCAUCUUGGCAUCAGGCCUGUGCCGACCCAAGCAAAAUCCCAGACCGAGCCUUGCAGUUCAUGCAGCAGAUGGCUACUAACACCAAUGGCACCAUUUUACCUGGUACCCUCUCUGGACCACUCACAUCUUCAAAGUCUAGUCUGUCUAUAUCAGAUCCUAUACCUGGUGCCAAGCCUCUGCCUGUUCCUCCAGAGCUAGCGCCAUUUGUAGGAAGGAUGUCUGCCCAGGAAGGAGCUCCUAUUAUGAAUGGAAUCUCGGGUCCUCACAGCAACAGUUAUGACCACUGGGGGGAAAUGAAGCCUGUCCUGCCUAAAGCUUCACCCUCCCAACCACACAAGCAGAUCAGUGAUUCCUAUUCGAAUACCCUUCCCGCCCGCAAGAGUGUUCCUCCCAAAAACAGCUAUACAGUUGCUGAGAAUAAGACUUUGCCACGUUCCAGCUCCAUGGCAGCUGGUCUUGAAAGGAAUGGAAGGACACGGGUUCAGGCAAUCUUUUCUCACACUGCUGGUGACAACACCACCUUGUUGAGCUUCAAAGAUGGCGACUACAUCACCUUACUUGUUCCUGAAGCUAGAGAUGGGUGGCACUAUGGAGAAUGUGAGAAGUCCAAACUGAGAGGAUGGUUUCCAUUUUCCUACACUCGAGUUUUAGAUACUGGCACAAAUCGGACACAAACAAGCUUACAGCCUGGGAAGAGUAGCAGUACUGGGAACCUGCUGGACAAAGAUGACCUUUCUAUACCUCCUCCAGAUUACAACAUGGCUUCAAGGGGAUUUCAGCCUCAACCUGUGAGCACAUUCAAACCCAGACCUUACAGUGUGGCUGCACCGGUUUUCUCACAGGGUAUAGAAGAUUAUGGAGCCACACGUUCCACAAACAGUCUGGAAGCUGAAGUUGCAAGGUUUUGAGAGGUGCCUCCAGUUAAAGCCCUUUUACUGAAGUCCAUCUGAAACCAACAGUGACAAAUGACAGAUCAGCGCCACUUGUGAAGUGACAUAUCAGGCAUUUAUUUCUCACCCUAAGCUCCCACAGAAUUUUUUUAGCAGUGCAUCCUUGGGGAUGUCAUUAACCUUGCACUGGUGGAUGAAAUCCGAUGGACACCAGGCAGUAAUGACUGAUAAAGGGAACUUGUUUCAUAUAGCUCAUCUCAAUCAUAAACCAGACCUAAUAGUAACUUAUACUGACACUGGGUUUAGACAAUACCAGUGCCACCAUCCUCCAAAGCAUAAAUGAGUCUAGUCUAUUGACAGUGUCAUUGGAAAAGCAUAUGGAAUCGGCUAAUUGCCAUAUAAAAUUUAGGGAUUGGGGUAGUUCUUCAAAGGUGUCCACUGUGUCAGUGAGUUUAGCAAUACCACAGAUAUUUCACAUUUAUGCUUAUAUAAUCGAAAAGUUCAUGUUUUAAUAAAAGAUGUAAGGGGUUAUGUAAUUAAAGGCACUAAGUUUGCCCAGGAGAAUCUUUAGCAACCAAUCAGCAGGAAGACUUUCCUGGUCACAUGUUUAAAAGCAAACAUCUUAUUGGUUGCUAUGGGUUACUGCUCCUGGGCAAUCUUUGUGCUUUUAAUUACACAUUGGGGAACAUUUCCUAGUUCCAAAAUAUCUCCAUUAAACAGUGGCAGCAUUAUUCCAUUAGCAAGUGCAUACAAUAAUAAGGAAAGGGUCAGCAGGUACAUAGAUGGAAUGCAAAAUAACGACUGUAUAAAGAUAGAUAUACUGGCUAUUUUGUCUUUAUAGUAAUGUAUACAAGAAUAUAAACUGCAUAGUCCUUGUUUUCUGUGUAAGCAAAUCAAAGGGAAUAGGCUCUAAAAUCUAUGAAAAUCGAAUCUAUGUUAAUACUGGUACAGCAUAAGCAAUAUUGUGAUUUGCAGCAAAUAGUUUGCUCAUAGUUGGCUGCAUGUAUAUAUGCAUCUAUGCCUUUGGUGCAGGGUUAACUCCCUACAUGUUACUGGGCUGGCCCUUCCAGCAUAAAGGAGUUGAGUUAUCUCUCUAAUCAUAUGUAGUAUACACACAGUUAUCUGAAUAAAAAUAUUCUAAUGCCCUAUAUAAUGUAAUGAAGUUUGUUGCUGGACAACACUGGCAAUAGAAAGGGGAGGCCUCCACUUGGAGAUAUAAAGAAAUCGUGAUUUAAAUGACAUUAUUUUAUAUACUAAGGAAUAGUAAGUGGGGGAUAAGUAGUGUUAUCAUUACUCUGCAGCAAGGUUAUAGUAUAUAGUAACCAGUUGUUAGAUGUUAAGACUGUGCCUUUAUUGACAGUAAAUCGCACAAUAAAUGCAAGUGAAAGGCUUUUUUCGGAACCGGACAAAUUGAACUUGGAAACAUCAAACUGACACAUUAAUAAAAAGGCUUUUAUAUUAAUUCAUACAAAAUGAUUGCCGACCCAUAGAUUCCAUUUCCAACAAGUGCACAAGGUGGGUGCUGAGCACUUGAAACAGUUUCUAGGAGUCACACUGUCCAUUUGGUAAAAAAGAUAAAAUCCAAAAUUUAGAUUGGAUUCAUCUUGCAAUAUCAUUGCCAUAUGUAUGCAUUAUGGGCGAGGGCUUGAUAACAUUUGUUUUCUGUAUUUUUGAAUGUAAUUUUGCAUAGAAUAGUGCAGAACCUAUUAUAUCUAACCACAAGAUGGUGAUGUUCAGUCUUGUGUAACAUAAGAGACACUCUGAUGUGGGCAAAGAAUUCAGCAGGAAGCCAGUGUCCAUAUAGACAGCUAUCUGGGGGUAACAUGCAAUAUUAAUGCUUGUAGUAAUUUGGAAAAAUAAAAUUGAUAAUAUUUAAGAAUU
Molecule: messenger RNA, 3539 nt
Organism: Xenopus laevis (African clawed frog)
Lineage: Eukaryota; Metazoa; Chordata; Amphibia; Anura; Pipidae
Gene: baiap2.S
Product: BAI1-associated protein 2 S homeolog
Exons: 15
Coding region: 105-1676 (523 amino acids)
Source: RefSeq, a predicted model, not a curated record